Lycium ferocissimum is the source of this 1530-nucleotide messenger RNA. Its product is annotated as probable mitochondrial adenine nucleotide transporter BTL1. Gene Ontology annotation, biological process: transmembrane transport. The record is from RefSeq and is a predicted model, not a curated record. The coding region runs from base 89 to 1183 and encodes 364 amino acids. Lineage: Eukaryota; Viridiplantae; Streptophyta; Magnoliopsida; Solanales; Solanaceae. The transcript is spliced from 5 exons.
CAAAACACGUUUUUUUGUUUUGUUAUUCACUUGAAUUCAUUCAGGAAUAUAUACUCACAACUAAUAAUCUCUUCUUUUAACCCAUUUUAUGGCUGCCGAAUCCCAAUCGCAGAAAAAGAGUUACUGUCUGGUGGGCGAUACAUAUGACGGUGUCAUGAUUGUACCCAAGGAGUUCCACCUUUCCCCUACCAUGGACCCUCAAUUCAACCUUCAACUCAACUUCCCUGACGUCGGCCAAGCCUUUAAUGAUUUUAUCAAGACUAGAGAAGUUGGUGAAUUUCUGAGUGGGGCUUUGGCUGGGGCCAUGACCAAGGCCGUUCUAGCUCCUCUUGAAACCAUCAGGUUCAUCUUCUCGAUUCUGACUAGAAUGGUAGUCGGCGUUGGGUCCAGAAACAUCGGUACAAGUUUUGUUCAGGUUGUUGAACAGCAGGGUUGGCAAGGUCUGUGGUCUGGUAACGCAAUUAACAUGCUACGCAUAAUUCCAUCACAGGCAAUUGAACUCGGGACAUUUGAGUGUGUCAAACGAGCAAUGACUUCCGCACAAGAGAAAUGGAUGGAUACUGCUUGCCCCAAGAUACAGAUAGGUAAUGCUAGCAUCAGCUUUUCUCUCUCAUGGCUAUCCCCAGUUGCUGUUGCUGGUGCUGCUGCUGGAGUUGUAAGCACACUUGCAUGUCAUCCCCUUGAAGUGCUCAAGGAUCGGUUGACUGUGAAUCCCGAGGUCUACCCCAGUCUACGCAUUGCAGUUCGCAAGAUUUACAAGGAGGGUGGAAUUGGAGGCUUGUAUGCUGGACUUGGGCCAACAUUAAUUGGCAUGCUCCCAUACAGCACUUGUUACUAUUUCAUGUACGAGACAAUUAAGAAGUCAUAUUGCCAAGCACAGAAGAAAGAAUCUCUAAGCCGUGCGGAGAUGCUUCUAGUUGGAGCUUUCUCAGGUUUAACAGCAAGCACUAUUAGUUAUCCAUUGGAGGUGGCGAGAAAGCGGCUAAUGGUGGGUGCUUUGCAAGGUAAGUGUCCACCGAACAUGGUCGCAGCACUAUCAGAAGUCAUUAGGGCGGAGGGUCUGUUAGGCCUUUAUAGAGGCUGGGGUGCGAGUUGCUUAAAAGUAAUGCCAUCAUCAGGCAUUACUUGGACGUUUUAUGAAGCUUGGAAAGAUAUAUUGCUUGCUGAUAGACGCCAUGCGUGACAGCAGACAUAUAGUACAAUGAUUUGACUAACGUUACGCGCUCAAGCUGGAAGCUAGCGUUGGUUAGAUGGGUUAACUGUGGUGUCUGUCAUCAUAAAAUUUGUUAUAGAUGCGCAUCCACAAAUUUUGCUUCCCAUCUUCCCCACUCUUGGUGAUGGUUGAUGCUCUAAAUUGCACACAUAAGUUGUGUAAUGGUGAUUGUGAGAGAGCUCAGUAAACUUGACGGAGUCUGUUCGCUCUCCCCUUCCCUUAAUUUUUCAUUUACAGUUUAACUUUACUGAGACUGAGCCUGGAAUACCAUGUUUGGCGCAUGUUUGAGAAAUAGAACAAAGCUAGUGUUUGGAUCA